CGUUUCAGUAAAUUUAACCCGUGAUGUUUGCACUCGCAAGAAGGCAGCAGUUCAUUAUUGACUCUGUUUUUCUUUAUGUUGUGCUGUUGCGCACAUAUUUAACGGACGUGCGUCUGGUCGUUUUGGUCUUUACUAGUGGACAACAUGAAUCAUUAAUUUCCCUGAACGUCUAAAUGUCAAUCUAAAGGAGCCCGCAGGAGGUGAAGCGGAUUCCUCUGGUCACGCUCCCGCAAUUAUGGCGUCCGGAUAUGGGUACGAAUCGCGGACUAUAGGCAAAGAUGAUGUGAACUACAGGAUGCAUUUCCGUAUGAUCAACGAGCAGCAAGUGGAGGAUAUUACACUGGACUUUUUCUAUAAGCCGCACACAAUAACACUGUUAACAUGCACAGUGCUCAGCUUGAUGUAUUUUGCAUUUACAAGGGAUGAGACAAACGAAGACGCCAACUUGUGGGUGGGCCUCAUCCUGGUCCUCUCCUUCUUCCUGGUCAUCAGUGUUCUGGCCUUCCCUAACGGACCAUUUACCAGACCACAUCCGGCGAUAUGGCGAAUAGUUUUCGGUCUGAGUGUGCUGUACUUCCUGUUCCUGGUGUUCAUCAUCUUCCUAAACUGGGAGCAGGUGAAGAACGUCAUGUACUGGCUGGACCCCAACCUGCGCUACGCCACCCGGGAGGCUGACAUCAUGGAGUAUGCAGUGAACUGUCACGUGAUCACCUGGGAGCGAAUCCUGAGCCACUUUGACAUAUUUGCCUUCAGUCACUUCUGGGGCUGGGGCAUGAAGGCCCUGCUCAUCCGCAGCUAUGGCCUCUGUUGGACCAUCAGCAUCACCUGGGAGCUCACUGAGCUGUUCUUCAUGCACCUGCUGCCUAACUUUGCUGAGUGCUGGUGGGACCAGCUGAUCCUGGACAUCCUGUUGUGUAAUGGAGGAGGCAUCUGGAUGGGUAUGACUGUCUGUCGCUUCCUGGAGAUGAGGACCUACCACUGGGCCUCCAUCAAGGACAUCCACACCACGACGGGGAAGAUCAAACGUGCUGCGCUCCAGUUCACCCCGGCUAGCUGGACCUACGUCCGCUGGUUUGACCCCAAGUCUUCCCUGCAGCGCGUCACCGGGGUCUACCUCUUCAUGAUCAUCUGGCAGCUGACAGAGUUGAACACAUUCUUCCUGAAGCACAUAUUUGUGUUCCCGGCGUGCCACGCCCUCAGCUGGUGUCGGAUCCUCUUCAUCGGCAUCAUCACAGCUCCCACCGUGAGGCAGUACUAUGCCUACCUCACAGACACACAGUGUAAGCGUGUUGGGACACAGUGCUGGGUGUUUGGGGCCAUAGCGUUCCUGGAGGCCUUGGCGUGUAUAAAGUUUGGAAUGGAGCUGUUCUCCAAGACCCAGGUCCUCUAUGUGCUGCUGUGGCUGGUGUGUGUGGCCUUAAUCACAUUCCUGUGUCUGUAUGGGAUGGUGUGGUAUGCAGAGAUCUACGGCCCCAAAGAGAAGAGCUACUCUGAAUGUGAGGACAGCAACUACAAUGAGGACUUUGUGUCAGAACAAAGGAAAGGAGAACGGCAUUCUGAGGGUGAGGCUCCUCCCACCAGGCAGCGUGGGCGGAGCUCAGGGAAGAACAAAUCCACCAAUGGGCUGGGGAAGAAGUAAUGCUAGCCCUGCCACCCAGGGUGGAGUCCCGCCCUCUUCUCCUGUCAGAACCCCGGACCACAGAGGAAGAGGUGCAUGUUGGGAGAGAUGGAAGAGAAAGAAAGGAUAGACAACACUUUCCCUGUGCAUUUUAACGUACGGAGUAGCACCCAUCCAUAAGAGGGGAGAGUGGGCCCAGGUUAGGGGUCAGUGGACAGGAUAGACAGACACCAUGUCCAUGCAGGGUUGUAGAGGAAGGAGAGGGGGGGGAGGGGUGGCCGAUAGAUCAGAGAACCACACAGAUACCUACUGGUGGUUCACACGGUCAGAGCUCCUACCUACCCUACGGCUGAUCAGUUUGUGUGUCUGCGUAAGCAUGUGUGUGUGGUGGCAAUAUUGCUUCUCCUCAGUCAGAACCGAAGAAUGCAUGUUCCAUUGUACAGGAGUUGGUAAACUACUGAUUGGAGAGCUACGUUUAUCCUGUACCAUAUAUCUUUCAUGUGCUUCAGCCCAUAGAAUUAGAAUACUAGAAUGGAUAUGAACCUUCUUAUGAUGGUAUACAGGCUGUCGGCCAUUUUGGUCAGGGAGUUGCUCAACCAUGGUUAGCCAGUGCUGUGAUAAGAUAUUUUGUAAAAUAAUGAAUUGGGGGAAUUUGUCUACAGUGUGUUUGUUAGCUAGCUAACCGGGCAGCUUUUAGAGGAACGAUUCAAUUCAUUUGUCCAAUUAACUGUCAAUAUGCCAACAUUCCAUUCCAACAAUCCAUUCACUGGCUGGUUGGACUUCGGCUAGUUGUAAAUGCAAUAAGUUAGCUAUUGAUUAUUGUAUCAUAGUGGCACUCAGUUUUCCAAGAAAACAACAACAACAAUUGUUUACAUAUAUUAUAGAGGCUAUAUCAACAUGUGUAUAAAACCUGUAUAAACUGUAUUUAUAAUUCUGACUAUUUUAGAUUGACAUUAGACAUUUCUGAUAUCACAUGCCUUACUUUUGUUUUCCUGUAGAAGUCAAAUCAGGAUUAUGCCUCUACUGCCAUUAAUUUCAGUUAGACUGGUUAUGAUUCCUCCCUGAACAAUAUGGCUUCCAUUAUUCACCCUAUCCUGGAAAUGUGAGGGUUUAUGACAAAGCCCCCCCCACCCUACCCCCAUCAGACUACUGUAGGUAAAUGGAGCCCUAUUCUCUAUAUAGUGCACUAAGCUUGACCAGACCCCAGUCCAAUGUACUGCACUAAGAAGACAAUGGGGUCCAUUUGGGAAGCAGAGAUGAUGUAGCUGUGUAAUAUGAGUUGGACUCUCGUGUUGACUACUGUAGAGGAAGGCUGUUAUUCUCUGCUUCAACUCUUCAUCAUCAGUUGGUUCAUAUUUCUAAGUGUUCACCAUUUUUGGUUUGUUUUUAUGACUUGAACAAAGAGAGGAAUGUGAACAGAGGCCAUAUUUAUCAAACAUCUGAGUAGGAGUGCUGAUCUAGGAUCAGGUCCCAAGGUCCCAAUGUGAUCCUAGAUCAGCACUCUACUGUCAGUAGAGAUGUUUGGUUCAUAUGGCACCAGGAUUUACUGAUCCUAGAUCAGCACUCUACUGUCAGAGUAGAGAUGUUUGGUUCAUAUGGCACCAGGAUUUACUGAUCCUAGAUCAGCACUCUACUGUCAGAGUAGAGAUGUUUGGUUCAUAUGGCACCAGGAUUUACUGAUCCUAGAUCAGCACUCUACUGUCAGAGUAGAGAUGUUUGGUUCAUAUGGCACCAGGAUUUACUGAUCCUAGAUCAGCACUCUGUCAGAGUAGAGAUGUUUGGUUCAUAUGGCACCAGGAUUUACUGAUCCUAGAUCAGCACUCUACUGUCAGAGUAGAGAUGUUUGGUUCAUAUGGCACCAGGAUUUACUGAUCCUAGAUCAGCACUCUACUGUCAGAGUAGAGAUGUUUGGUUCAUAUGGCACCAGGAUUUACUGAUCCUAGAUCAGCACUCUACUGUCAGAGUAGAGAUGUUUGGUUCAUAUGGCACCAGGAUUUACUGAUCCUAGAUCAGCACUCUACUGUCAGAGUAGAGAUGUUUGGUUCAUAUGGCACCAGGAUUUACUGAUCCUAGAUCAGCACUCUACUGUCAGAGUAGAGAUGUUUGGUUCAUAUGGCACCAGGAUUUACUGAUCCUAGAUCAGCACUCUACUGUCAGAGUAGAGAUGUUUGGUUCAUAUGGCACCAGGAUUUUAAUGCAAAGCUGCUUUGGCAUGGAAGGACGGACAUUUGUGAUUGUUGUGUUUGACCUCCUGGGUCAGAGAAUUGUCUUUGUGCUCCAGCAGCUCCAUAUAAACCGUUGACUUCCGCUGUUUUGGAGAUGCUGUACAUUGACUGUAAUGUUUUGUGAAAUCAUCGUCUCGACCUUUGUGUGAUUUAUUAUGUGACGUCCCAAAUGGCACCCUAUUCCCUCUAUAGUGCACUACCUAUGACCAGAGUCCUCUGGGCCCUGGUUCAAAAGUAGUGUACUAUAAAGGGAUUUUGAUGCCAUUUAGGAUGCAGCCUUCCUCUCCCUUCACAUUUGGGCUGCUGUGUUUUUCCAGUAAAUGACGAGGCCAGUCGUUCAUAGUUGGAGCUUGGUCUGUCUGUGCAGGCAGGUAGCUUUGUUUUCCUACGAUGUGGAUGUUCUCUCCUUCAUGGCAUUUUGCAUGGCUAAGUGUGGAAAUGGAGUGUCUCGGGAGGGCCUGGGGGAGGCUACAGAUUUACUACAGUAGUAGUGACAAUAUGGUCUUUGCGUCAGUGUCGUACCACAUCAGUAAGCCAGUAUUCACACCAUGUCUUUUUUCAGUGUUGCUGUGAACAUUUUUAAUUCAAUGCCCUUGUGCCUUUAUGUAUGUAUGUAUGUAUGUAUGUAUGUAUGUAUGUAUGUAUGUAUGUAUGUAUGUAUGUAUGUAUGUAUGUAUGUAUGUAUGUAUGUAUGUAUGUAUGUAUGUAUGUAUGUAUGUAUGUAUGUAUGUAUGUAUGUAUGUAUGUAUGUAUGUAUGUAUGUAUGUAUGUAGUUUUGUUCUUUUUAACACUUGUUUUGCAGUUUAUUCAGCCUUCUACAUUUCUCCUUGAGUCUUUAUUCUAGUGUUCGAUUGAUGGUUAUAAACUGGGUGGUUCGAGCCCUGAAUGCUGAUUGGCUGACAGCCGUGGUAUACCACGGGUAUGACAAAACAUUUAUUUUUACUGCUCUAAUUCAGUUGGUAACCAGUUUAUAACAGCAAUAAGGCACCUCAGGGGUUUGUGGUAUAUGGCCAAUAUACCACGGCUAAGGGCCGUGUUGCGUCGUGCCUAAGAACAGCCCAUAGCCGUGGUAUAUUGGCCUUAUACCACAACCCCUCGUGCCGUAUUGCUCAAGUAAAGGUUUGUCAGUCACUGGGCCUGGGUAAUACUCUGAGAAUGCAUCCUUCCUCCCCCUCGGGCCGUAUUGCUCAAGUAAAGGUUUGUCAGUCACUGGGCCUGGGUAAUACUCUGAGAAUGCAUCCAUCCUUCCUCCCCCUCGGGCCGUAUUGCUCAAGUAAAGGUUUGUCAGUCACUGGGCCUGGGUAAUACUCUGAGAAUGCAUCCAUCCUUCCUCCCCCUCGGGCCUUAUUGCUCAAGUAAAGGUUUGUCAGUCACUGGGCCUGGGUAAUACUCUGAGAAUGCAUCCUUCCUCCCCCUUGGAGUAAAUGAUGUUCUGACAUAACUGUCUUUCUAAAGCUACUUUUUUUUUGUAUACAAAAUUGCGUAUAAUUCCUGAGAAAUGUGGUUUGACGAAUGGAGUUUAGCGAUGUCACUCUGAGCUAUUAUCACCCAGUUGUCAGAUAAGUGAAUAUUUCAAGGGUGGGUAGAAGGGAGGGUAGAAGGGUGCAUUUUAUUAGUAUUCAACCAUAGCCAUCAUCUCAACACAAAUAUUUCUCUCAUGUCAAAAUCAGACACUGACACUCCUCCCCAGGUAGCAUGGACCAGACUCCCUGGCUGUAUAGAAUAUGGCAUAUUGUUUCUGGAAUGAAGAUGCCAUUUUGCCAAAACAAUCCCUCUCGAAAAGGAGACUUGUGUGUUUUGUUUGUUUUUUUCACUCUGAAUGAAUAAAACUUGAUUAAAAUGUUUUGUAUUUCCUCUUCAA
Oncorhynchus kisutch (coho salmon) is the source of this 5704-nucleotide messenger RNA. Its product is annotated as phosphatidylserine synthase 1-like. NCBI's taxonomy places the organism in Eukaryota, Metazoa, Chordata, Actinopteri, Salmoniformes, Salmonidae. The transcript has 13 exons. Gene Ontology annotation, molecular function: L-serine-phosphatidylethanolamine phosphatidyltransferase activity. Gene Ontology annotation, biological process: phosphatidylserine biosynthetic process. The coding region runs from base 236 to 1639 and encodes 467 amino acids. The record is from RefSeq and is a predicted model, not a curated record.